Messenger RNA from Bursaphelenchus xylophilus (pine wood nematode), 4059 nucleotides. Lineage: Eukaryota; Metazoa; Nematoda; Chromadorea; Rhabditida; Aphelenchoididae. The record is from the annotation of a GenBank genome assembly.
AUGAGCAACACGCCGAAUCAAAAGAAGAAUGAAAAGCCGUUCCCCGGCUUCAUGAAGAACCUCCGAAAGUUGAAGAACAAGAUCCGCGGCUCCCAGGACGACCUCAAGGAGAGUGAGGAACGCAAGGUAGGCGAUGAUGAAAAAAUUACAAAAAUAUGGUCAAAAUUCAUUGGGUUUGUUGAUUCAGAGUUUGAAAGAGCAUUUGGGAGAUUUUUUCGAAUUUUCAAGUUUUCGUGUCGGGACUCAGAAAUUUUAUUUUCUAGCGGAAUUUGGCAAAGGGACUCAAGAUUUAUCACAAGCCACAUUUACAACAAAGAAUUUGAGUUUAUAAGCUCUCUUGGAAGAUUUUUUCGGAUUUUCAAGUUUUCGCUUUGGGACCAGAAAAAAUUGUUUAGGACAAUAUUUUUUUCGACAUCUCUUCUUUAGCCGGAGCCUCAGAAAUCGGGACUAAAGAAGAAGAAUGUCAAGCAGCGGCAAGCACGGACCGUGUCCGCAACCCCGCCGGCCAACAGCCGCUACGACCAAAGGAGGGAAAGAGAGAAGGAAGAGGAAAGGAAAAGAGAAAACAGGAAAGAGAAAGAAAAAGAGAAGGAAAAUAUUCAACAGUCCAAAAUAAACAAAAAAACUAAAAUUGCGUAAGUUUAAGUACGGAAAUGGGUGAAAAGUUUUCGGACAUCAAAUGAUGUCAUGUGUAAUAUAAAUUUUGCGUGAGAAUUUGAAUGAAUUGUGCAAGAUGGCUUAAAAACAGCGACUACAGCUUUGCAAUUGUUAUUUGGACUUUUUGGAGCCGUUUUAGCAGCUUGUUGCAUAAUGCCACAAUUGGCGGGAAAUUCGAAAAUUUGAAUUUUUAACAAGAUUUUGAUUGCAAAAGGGAUAAAAUGAGAUAAAUACGAUAUAAUAAGGCAUUUACCGGUUACAAUGAUGGUUUUAAAAGUAUUUUGGCACCUGAAACAGAAUGCCAAACUUGGCGGGAAAUUCGAAAAUUUGAAUUUCAAACCAGAUUUGGUAGAUUACAAUGUAUUUUGGUCAUUUCUGAGGCGUUGUGGACCUUUACUUAACUUGGUAACCCAUAAAACAUGACGCCAAAUUUGCCGGGAAUUUAAAAAUUCGAAUUUUCAAACCCCGCUUUCAGCAGGAAGAAGGUGGCGGAGACCCCGAAAGAGGUUCCGGAGACCGUCACCGACAAGUUUAAUUUCAUUGGGGGCAUGCUGGCGAAAGAGGUGAGCGGAAUCCGCAAAGAAUUCAACGACUUCAAGGCCGAAGAUCGACUCAGAUUCCCGGUGGCCACAGUGUGUCAGGAACUAGAAAAUUUGCCGAAAAAUCGAUACAAGGUGAGAUUUUUUUCGAUUUGGAGUGCUUCUGAGACAAUUGGGAGUGCUUUUGACACGAUUUGGAAGCUUUUUAUAGAAUUGAAGUUUUCGUGUCGGGACAAAAAAAUUUUUUUUGAAGUGUGGUGGAUUUUGAAGAUACUUGGGGAAAAUUGAGAGAAGAGUUUUUUAAGAGUUAUUUCCAAUUUUCAGCUCGUAAUUUGCAUAGAUCAUCGAGAUUUUUGAUGGAAAAAAAUUGAAAAACUUCAAAUUUUUUUGCGAUUUUUGGACCGGAAAAUUGGUGUUUUGUUUGACGUGGUGAGUACAAUGUCUCUGCAAAAAAUUAUUUUUUUUUCCGAUAUAAUUCGAAAAGAUAUAGCAAAAAAAGUAUUUUUGACUCUCCUCAUUUUCCAUAGUCUCUCGUUGAGAAAAUUGUUGGAUUUCUCGGCUCCCUGAGAAAACUACGUCCUAAAACUUUUAGAAAUCAGUAGUUGACCCGUUGAGACUCACUCUGCAAAAUUUCAAGUCAUUGGAGGCAGUUGGGAUACUGUAAUUUGCACUUUUUUCCAGAACAUUCUCUGUCUGGACGCGUCGCGCGUCAGACUGUCGGAUGGGGGCUACUAUCACGCGAAUGCGGUGGAUUCGCGUUUUAUUCUGGCGCAGUCGCCGUUGCCCAACACUGUGGAGCAUUUUUGGGACCUGGUUCAGGCGGAAGCUGUCGAGGCGGUCAGUUUAUAUUGUUUUAGUCAUCAAUUUUGAAGUUUUUUUAAAAAAUUAGAUUUUUUGGAUUUUUUUUUUAAUUUUCAGAUUGUCCAAUUGUAUCCAUGUGAUGAUGGAAAGCGAUGCGCUAAAUAUUAUCCGCCGCAAGUUGGAGAAAGCGCCGAUUUUGGGGCUUUUAAGGUCAUGAAUUCUAAGGUAGGUAAAAUAGAUUGCUCCUGCCGAAAUAAAGCUUAUUUUUUUGUAAAAUUUGGCGAGUUACUGACAAAAAAUCUCAUUUUUUAGAUCGACCCCAGCCCUGUGGACGAGCCCACCCUCCUUUUCAGCCAUCUCAAAGUUCAAGGCCCUAAGGGCGAGAUGAAAAUCAAGCAUGUGUUCUGGUCCGGCUUCCCUCCAACCGGCUUCCCCGAGCCUUCGAACACAAUCCCGUACAUUUGGAAGGAAAUCAAGGGCUUCAAGAAGGUCCUGGUCCAUUGCAGCUCGGGCGCAGGUCGCAGCGCGGUGGUGGUGCUGACCUGCCAAAUGCUCGAACGAAUCCAUCAGACGGUGGAGAUGGAUGCGAUAAAAAUGUUGAAGGAGCUCCGAGAGAAGCGUCAUUGCGCCAUCCGCAAUGAAAUGGUGGGUUUGGAGGGGAGUGGUGACAUUGGUUUAUGUUGUACUUGGGAGCUGAUGGGAAAAGUGGGAUAUUGGCUGGAUUUCAUUCUUAAAAUGUCUCCAUGGUUUACUGAAUAAAAAUACAGUAAUCUGAGAUCAUGAUAUAGCGGUUUUCGUCAUCAAAAAAUCGAUUUUUUAAGCUGAUAUGACCUUAUAUUACUUUAGGCAUCAGUUGAUGGAAAAAGUGGAAUAUUAGCUGGAUUUAAUUCUUAAAAUGUCACCAGGGUUUACUGAAUAAAAAUACAGUAAUCUGAGAUCAUGAUGUAGCGGUUUUAGUCAUUAAAAAAUCGAUUUUUUAAGCCGAUAUGACCUGAUAUUACUUUAAGCAUCACCUGAUGGGAAAAGUGGAAUAUUGGCAAAAUUGGGUUCUAAUUAACUUUUGAGCAUACUAGUUAUAAAGAAUAUUUAACAAUGAGGCUAAUAGACGAAUUUUUAAACGAAUUGUUGUCAUUUUUUGGUCGAUAUUACCUUAUAUUACUUUAGGUACCGGCUGGUGGCAAAAGUCGAGUAUUGGUCAAAUAAGAUAGUAAACUGAUGUCUAUGUAGUCUAUAUGCAAAAAAUAAUUGUUAGGAAACUUUAAUAUGCCUAUUUUUUGGGUGCUGAGGACGUUUUUAGGUCGAUAUGACCUUAUAUUACUUUAGUCAUCAGCUGGAUGGAAAGUGGAAUAUUGACCAAAAUAGGUGGUGAAUUGAUGUCUAGACAGAUGGAAGGUAAAGUGUAUGCUAUAGGAAGCGUAAAACCACUUGAUUUUGAACAAAUGGCUAUCAUGUUUGGGUUGAUUUUACCUUAUACUACUUUAGUUAUCAGCUGAUGGGAAAAGUGGAAUAUUAGCUGGAUUUCAUUCUUAAAAUGUCUCCAUGGUUAACUGAAUAAAAAUACAGUAAUCUGAGAUCAUGAUAUAGCAGUUUUAGUCAUUAAAAAUCGAUUUUUUAAGCCGAUAUGACCUUAUAUUACUUUAGGCAUCAGCUGAUGGGAAAAGUGGAAUAUUUGCUAGACUGAUGGUACGGCAUAACUCUAGAUUCAUUAUUAGUGAUAAUUAUGAAGAUUAGAGCCUUGUUCAACUAGCUUCGAAGGCAUUGCUUGCCUUUUUUUGCAAGAAAUCACUUGAUAUUAACUUUAGUCAUCAAGUGUAAUAUUUACCCCAAAUUUUUUUGUUUUUUACACGCCUUUUAUUUUCAGCAGUAUGUGUACGUGAUGCGCAUCAUCCUCUUCUACUUUAUGAAGUACAAUGCGGUGGAGAUGUCGCAGAAUUUGCUGAUUUUCCUCGACGAUUACGACGCCUAUGAUAAAAAGUACGGAAAGGAAGAGAAGGAAAGGAAAGAAAAGAGUCCCAAUCCACCGCCUACGGACCCCACUGAUGAAUUUCAGAACUUUAUUUGA